AUGAUCAUUUAUCUUCAGCAGGGCGUCCUGCCUAUUGAUCCGGAAGAAGCCAGAUUGAUCAGGAAAAGAGCUCAUGUAUAUACCUUGAUCGAGGACCAGCUGUACAAGCGAGCAUUCUCCAGAUCGCUGCUCAAAUGCUUAGGAACAGAGGAGGCGAAGUAUGCUUUGCAAGAAGUAUAUCAGGGGUGCUGCGGUAACCACGUUGGAGGAAGGAUGCUGGCUCGAAAAGUAUUACUAGUCGGGUAUUUCUGGCCCACUCUGCAAAAAGAUGCUCAGCAACAGCUGGUCUCAGAUAAUGGAAGGCAGUUCCAAAGGCGCAAGAUACAAGAGUGGUGUCGAGGAUUUGGAAUAACACAAGCCUUCACGUUCGUGGCUUAUCCUCAAAGUAAUGGGCAGACGAAGGUCACUAACAGAGAGAUAGUUCAGGGGUUGAAGGUUAAGUUGGAUCACAUAGGUGGCGAUUGGGUGGAAGAGCUGGCUAGCAUCCUCUGGGCAUACCAUACGACUCCACGAGAGAGCACCGUCUCACCCCCCUUUCACUUGGUCUAUGGUAGUGAGGCAGUUGUUCCCAUAGAAGUCGGGGUGCCAUCCAUCAGAAGGUUGUUGUAUGACGAGGAGAAUGCCGAACGACGAUUUUCGAAAUUGGAUUUUAUCAGUGAAACUCGAGAAUGA
Molecule: messenger RNA, 672 nt
Organism: Zingiber officinale
Lineage: Eukaryota; Viridiplantae; Streptophyta; Magnoliopsida; Zingiberales; Zingiberaceae
Exons: 2
Coding region: 1-672 (223 amino acids)
Biological process (GO): DNA integration
Molecular function (GO): nucleic acid binding
Source: RefSeq, a predicted model, not a curated record